Pteropus alecto (black flying fox) is the source of this 8775-nucleotide messenger RNA. It is a transcript of the gene VANGL1, whose product is annotated as VANGL planar cell polarity protein 1. Gene Ontology annotation, biological process: multicellular organism development. Bases 366 to 1940 code for a protein of 524 amino acids. The transcript has 8 exons. The record is from RefSeq and is a predicted model, not a curated record. Gene Ontology annotation, cellular component: plasma membrane. NCBI's taxonomy places the organism in Eukaryota, Metazoa, Chordata, Mammalia, Chiroptera, Pteropodidae.
CGCGCCGCGCCGGGGCAGCGUCGCCAGGGGCAGGACCUCCGUGCCCCCUGCAGGGUUUGAACUGCCCCGAGCAACGCGCCCGCAGCGGCGUGAAGCUUUAGAAAAUUUUAAACGCGUCAGUGGCGGAGGCAGGAGUGGGGCGGAGCCGCGGCCUGGCGGCCGGGAGAUGAGCUUGGAGAGAGACUUGGAGCCCAGAAGAAAUCUGUUGCUCAGUUUUCACGUCCUCAAACCAGAAUUUGUUCCUGGUGAAGGGUGGCGCCUGGUUCCCAGACCCCGUGAGGUUUGAGGAUUCCAGAAGGUGAAGUUCUCUGUCUCUAAGGAGAAACGGUACCUGCUCCUUCAACAAGAGCGAGCUCUCUAUUGCUAUGGAUACCGAAUCCACGUAUUCUGGAUAUUCUUACUAUUCGAGUCAUUCGAAAAAAUCUCACAGACAAGGGGAGAGAAAUAGAGAGAGACAUAAAUCCCCCCGGAAUAAAGAUGGCAGAGGGUCAGAAAAAUCUGUCACCAUUCAGGCUCCCCCUGGAGAGCCCCUGUUGGCCAAUGACUCUGCCCAGACGGAGGAAGUUCAGGAUGACAACUGGGGAGAGACCACCACGGCCAUCACGGGCACCUCGGAGCACAGUAUCUCUCAGGAGGACAUCGCCAGGAUCAGCAAGGACAUGGAGGACAGUGUGGGGCUGGACUGCAAGCGCUACCUGGGCCUCACCGUCGCCUCGGUGCUCGGACUUCUAGUUUUCCUCACCCCCAUCGCCUUCAUCCUGUUACCCCCCAUCCUGUGGAGGGAGGAGCUGGAGCCUUGCGGCACCAUCUGUGAGGGACUCUUUAUUUCCGUGGCGUUCAAACUCCUCAUUCUGCUCAUCGGGACCUGGGCGCUGUUUUUCCGCAAGCAGAGAGCCGAUGUGCCACGGGUGUUUGUCUUCCGUGCCCUUUUGUUGGUCCUCAUCUUUCUCUUUGUGGUCUCCUAUUGGCUUUUUUACGGGGUCCGCAUUUUGGACUCCCGGGACCGAAACUACCAGGGCAUUGUGCAAUACGCCGUCUCCCUCGUGGACGCCCUGCUCUUCAUCCAUUACCUGGCCAUCGUCCUGCUGGAGCUCAGACAGCUGCAGCCCACCUUCACGCUGCACGUGGUCCGCUCCACUGACGGCGAGUCCCGGUUCUACAGCUUGGGGCACCUCAGCAUCCAGCGAGCAGCAUUGGUGGUUCUGGAAAAUUACUAUAAAGAUUUCACCAUCUAUAACCCCAACCUCCUAACAGCCUCCAAGUUCCGAGCAGCCAAGCACAUGGCGGGGCUGAAAGUCUACAAUGUAGACGGCCCCAGUAACAACGCCACUGGCCAGUCCCGGGCCAUGAUCGCCGCAGCCGCUCGGCGCAGGGACUCCAGCCACAACGAGCUGUAUUACGAAGAGGCGGACCACGAACGGCGGGUGAAGAAGCGGAGAGCGAGGCUGGUGGUUGCGGUGGAGGAGGCCUUCAUCCACAUCCAGCGUCUCCAGGCCGAGGAGCAGCAGAAGGCCCCGGGGGAGGUGAUGGACCCCCGGGAGGCCGCCCAGGCCAUCUUCCCCUCCAUGGCCCGCGCUCUGCAGAAGUACCUGCGCACCACGCGGCAGCAGCAGUACCACAGCAUGGAGAGCAUCCUGCAGCACCUGGCCUUCUGCGUCACCAACAGCAUGACCCCAAAGGCCUUCCUGGAGCGGUACCUCAGCGCGGGCCCCACCCUGCAGUAUGACAAGGAGCGCUGGCUCUCCACGCAGUGGAGGCUCCUUAGUGAAGAGGCUGUCACGAAGGGGCUACAGGAUGGCAUCGUUUUCGUGCUCAAGUGCUUGGACUUCAGCCUCGUCGUCAGUGUGAAGAAGAUUCCAUUCAUCGUGCUCUCGGAAGAAUUCGUAGACCCCAAAUCUCACAAAUUUGUCCUCCGCUUACAGUCUGAGACGUCAGUUUAAAAGUUCUAUAUUUGUGGCUUUAUUAAAGAAGAAGGAUAUAUGGAGAGAGAUAUAUAUGUACCAGAGGAGCAUCUUUUUUUUUUUUUAAUUGUUCUUCAUUGCUGACCGAGACUGGCAGAUGACAGACCAGUGUCCUUUGACCAUCUGCACUUUAUUUGGAAGGAAGCAGGGGAUGUCCGCCCUGGAAGAAGGUGACUGAGGACAUCAGACUCUUGUGGAUGGGACUUCUCGAGAAGGCGUCCCCUGGCGUUCCUGUGACAGCUGUAACCAAAGCGGAGCUGACGGUCCUUGGGAGCCUGGCCUUCCCACGUGACCUUCGCCUUUCAUCCGGCACCACAGCCGCCCGUUGCUUCCGGUCGACCCACUCGUAGGCCUCUGAGGGGACACAUCUUUAUCCUGGUUCAGGAAACCAGAUGCGACACGUCCACAUACGUGCUUGUAUGUGUAAUGUCCGGUUCCUCGUCUCCCAUGGGCGCCGCGGGCCGCUUGGGAGUUGUGGCCUCAUCUUUGUUGCCUUAGGUUCCGCAGAGAAAAAUCACAACAAAAAAAUGUGCACUAUCCGUGGACGGCUCUUAAUUUGAUUCUGUUUUUUUUCCCCCAAAGAGAAAACCUGCCUGCCCUAUUUCUGACCCUGAUUCUCUACCGGCCAGAACAGGUAGCCCUUUGCUAACCCUGUGAUUGGCACCUGUCUCCACCCAUCCCGCCGUCCCCAGCGCACGCACACACGCACGCACACACGCACGCACACGGCCCCCACCUGGCUGGCAGGCCUGGCCAGGGAAGCCCAGCCCUCGGACCUGGCUCUGCACACGUGCCCUUGGGCUGUGCGCCCAGCCUCAGGUCAUCCCACGGAUUGUUUGCAUAGGGAAGUGUGGAGCGCCCACCAGGUGGGUCACAAGCGGGGCAAGCCAGCUCAAAUGUCCCUUUUAGGCCUGGCGGGAGCCCCUCCCUGGAGGCCCCCCUCCCCACUGCUCCCCACCAACCAGGGGGGAGACUGACAGACACUGAGGCUCUGUCACCGGCAGAUUCAGCUUGGAGCCUCUAAUUACCCAGGGUGAUGAGUUCUCUCGCAGCUCCCAGCAAGCUGCCUGCCGCAGGAGGCCAAGCAGUGCCCACUGCAGGGCCAGCUGGUGCCGUCCGGGCCCUGGGUUCAGACCACCGUCACUGUGCAACUCAUCACCUCUGCCACUACCAGGGAAGGGCUCGCUCAGCCCCUGGUGUCAAAAGUACUUGUAGAGUUUGGCAAAGUGAGGAGAAGAGUAGGGAACCAGUCCUAGGGUCCAGAAUGACGCGUCUGCGACCUGUUUCUUAAAGGCGGCUGGUUCCGGUGGGCUUUCCUCCGGCCUCCAGUGGGUGGGGAGCCAUCCUGGUGGAGCCCCGUGCGUGCGAGUUCCCCGAGGAGCCACGCCUGACACCGUGGGGCCCGUCCCCUGUGCCUCUGUUUGCCGUCCUAUGUCAAAGUGUUCACUCUUGGUUUUCCCCGGUGGUUAGGGUACCGUUCGUUGCUUCAGUAAAGGAUGACACCGUCAGAUGUUCGUCGUGUAUGUGUUUCCCACACACCUUUACCAGUUUCUGCAUUCCACAGGUGGCGUAGGAUCCGUAUGUCAUUUUUUAAAUCAAAAUUGGCUUUGGAUAUUUGCAGUACAACCGUACCCGAAAAAGUAAACAGUGUUCUUGAAUCAACAGCCUUCAGGUCAAAAGGGAAAUUUGCUGGGAAAGAAAGAAGGAGAAACCGGUUCGUCUGGCGUGGAGCCAAGAUGUAUUAUUUAACUACGUGGUUCCGUUGAUGAAAAACACACCAUGUAACCACGGUGCUUUUGCUCCUUUUAGAUUUUGCCUAGAGAUCCCUUCACACUAGACACUCCGUGGGAUGAUGUCUUUCUCAGGAAAUAUAUUUUGGGAGUUAGGGCAAGGGACAGUGAACGUGUCUGAGACUUUGGCCGCGUAAGGGUUAUGAUGUCCCAGACUAAAUGUGUCAGAGGCUGUUGUGUCAGCGACACGGCAGUGGAGGUGCCAUAAACGUCUGUUCCCAUAGUUCAUAAUGACACGAUUUGUCAGCAUUCUAAAAUCCCGUGCUGCCAACCCUGUCUUAAGUCCAUCAGGGGUAAGUCGGAUUGGACGCUUUGGUGGGUACACCCCCAGCAGCGUGGAGAAGGAUUUAAAUUAAGGAAUGUACUUUUUCUCCCCCGCUUUCUCCCCCUCCCAGUCUUGGCAUAGAAGCAUGUCAGGCUUUCUGAAAUGAUCGUUUCUGUUUUAAAUUGAAUAUUGAUCUUUUUUUUUUUUUUUUACACCGACUUCGUGUUGAGUCCUUUUUGAAAGAACGCUAAAAUAAAAUGCAGGAUCUUCGUAUAAAGGCUUUGCAUGUUCAAACUCUUCAUAGCUCGAGUUACUGGUGCAGUGGGAACAGUGUAAAUGGCAUUAAAAUAUGUAAGGUUUCUGAAAGCUGCAUCCCGUGAUGGAACAUAAUGCAUUUUUUAUUUCAGUUCCUGGAACCAAAAGGCUAUUCUUUUUAAAGGGUGCUAACUGCCCUGGGGCUGGGAGAACAUGCACACUCGUAUUAGAGGAGACAGGAUUUCAUUUGCCUUAAAUGUUUAUAGAUUUUCUAUAACUUUCAACGUAAGUUAUUAGAAAGUGAAUGUUUGAGAGUGGAAGACCUUACCGAGGCGUGCACGCCUGAGAUCGCCGUCUUCCCGGGGCGGCGUUUUAGCCGGUGUAUAAUAACUUUCAUCCCUAAGUGCGUCCUUCCGAAGGUGGCGAGCAUUUGUAAUCAUCUGUGAGCCGGAUGUCAAAGUCUGCUUCUCAGAGAUGGGCGGGAUGUGAAGGUGCUGUAGUUCGUCCAUCCUUUGCAUUAUCAGUGAAGUCGAAACACGGAACGCCUUUGCUGAAUUUCACGGUGAACCCUAGAGGAAACGUUUUGCUUGAGCCGGGUUUUGCCCAACUAUCAUCCUCUCCCCUCUCCCUCUUUGUCCGUUCUUAUCCAGUCUACGGACAGGACAGAUUUUGUUCAGCAAAUUUUAAGAGGUAGGCGGCGUGCGUGCGUGCGUGUGUGCGCGUGUGCGUGCGUGCGUGCGUGCGUGUGUGAUGCAGUAGCUCAUUGUCCGGGGGGAGGUUGUGCUGGUGUGUGUUGGGAUGAGGCGCCCGCCCUCCCUUCUCUCCACCGUAAUGGGUGAUCGUCGAGCUCUCAUUCUUGCGUCUCAUCUUCACUCUUGAAUGCAUGCGUCUGAAUAAAGCUGUAGCUCUGUGACAGCCACGAGCCUGUUGGGCUGACAGAAAUCGGUUACCCUGCCCCCCACCCCCACCCCUCCUUACCCUCUGCCCCUGGGAGAAUGAGUAGCCACUCAGUGAAACCAAUAAAAUCAGGGCCUUGGUUUGCUCUCUUCUAUCUGGGCCUAAACAGGGAUGCACACUUGCUUGCAGUUAUGCAUUUCUAUAUAUGUGAGCAUUUCUCUGAGUGUGCAUUACCAGAUGGAAGGCAUGUUUAUACGUUAGACAUCUGAACAUCUGUGUUAUCUGUAGCAGAUGGGUGUGUAUCUCUGUAGAUAACUUGUGUUUAUGUGGAUGAGUGUUUGAGGGUGUCUGUGUUUCUGCGUAUGCCAUAUGUUUGAGAGAUUUCCUGGUCCCACCCAUCUUUUGGGAGGUUACCCUAAAGCCAGUAAUGUCUCCCACCUGUCUUUUAUUCCCUUUGCUCGGUUACACUGGCUUCUCCCCAGGGGUAAAUGGCUUUAGCACAGAAAUGUCUUCUGGAGAGCCUGCUGUGCCGCAGGCAAGUCCAUUAGACUCUUGUCUCAGGACACUAACCUGCAAACGACAAGCGACAGAAAGAAAGGUCAAAUUCUACGGCAAUUACUGCUCCGACUUCACUACCCUGGAAGCCUUACCACAUGUUUCCCAACGUAACUUAAAAGUUGAACUUCAUUUAAAAAAAAAAAAAAAAGAGAUGGAUUACUGGAAGUUAGCGCAGACAUGUUAACACGACAUUUAAACAGUCCCACAGCAGAUACCCUGAGAUUGUAAAGUGAUGCUGAGUGUUUCUGGGUAGACUUUGUGCUUUCUGGAUCUUGUUACAAUAAAAAUAAAUCACUACUGUGAAUUUACUACUAUGUAACCUUGUGGUCAUAUUCCAUUAUAAAUAAAAUACGAAUUGUUUUUAAGCCCAUAGCACAGUUCUUGCAUGGUGUUCAGUGCAGUAGUGAAUUGAGCUAGUUAGACCCUACACAGAAAUCACUAUUGGGCUCAACCAAAGGAUGCUCAGAAAAUUGAGAUUUCAGAUCACGUUUUUGACAAGAUAUAUUUUAGUCGAAGAAGGAGGAAGGGUCCUAACACACGUUGGUCGGGCGUUGUGUGUCACGUACUAUUCUAGAUGGCUUUGCUAUCCUCACAUGCCCUUACGGUAGGGGUUCCCUCAAGUGUAUAGAUGAGAAAAAAACAUGCUCAGAGAGGAGGGGACUUGCCCAAGGUCUCAUGGUUAGUAAAUGGAAUUUCAUAUCUAAUGUUCGUUCCAAUCCCUCAGUCCCUGUGCAGUCUAAGGUAAGAUCUAAGCAACGUUUUUGGAUGUAGAGGAAGGACCUGAGGGUGCUUAACCUUGAAUCAGAACCUGGGAUGGGAGGUUCGUUGGAUGUGGAAUCGCUUCUGCUCUUUCACUUGGGGUUCGCCCCAUAGCUGUGGCCCCACAGGAAGCUUCUUCACAAGCUGACGGAUUUCUUAGGCGUUUCAAAGAAAAGAACUUGAGAGUCCCCUUUCCCCCAGAAAAACCAGCCCUGCCGGUCUCACCUUCUGCGAGACCCUGGUGCUGUGGCUCCACAGCCACCCCUCGCUUUUGCCCCUCCCAGCCUCCACCUCACCCUGCUGGCUGGGGCAGCUUCGCCUCGGUCACUGGGUGGUGUGCAGGGCCUGCCGGCCUCCUCCUGAGCUGAAGAAGCCUCUCCUGGCGGUAUGCCAACAUCAGGUCACUGGUUGGGGCAAGAGGGACAGCCUGCACACCCAGCCUGGGGGGCGUUUGGAACUGGAGUCCUUGGCCUCGCUCCCUACUGCGAUGUCAUCAGCAAGCUCUUCCACGGCUCCCUCGCAGUUUCCCCCAAGAGUUUUAAAGAGCAGACAUAAACUAGGACUCUUGAAAACACUGUUUUUCUCUAGUCCCGAGUCUUUAAGUUUUGGUUCGGUUGCUCAUAUACUGCCUUUUCCUCUCCUGCUGUGUGCUUUCAAUAGAAGACGGGGCCGGGAAGAUGGUGCUUGCACCUCUCAGCACUGCGACUCAAUAGGAAUUAGGACAUGUUUCAAAGGGUAGAUGAGAAAUCUAAAACUACUGAAUAAAAUUAGAUUUUAGGACUCCGUGAGUCCCUUUUACCAGGCCUCAGUCCCAUUUCUACUUAAAUAACCCCAAUUAUUUUGUUUUACCUGUAAAAUAAAUCUCUUAAUGGGUUGUUUUAGGGUGUCCCCAAAACAACAACAGAUUUCUAACGCCGGAAGCAGCACAGAGAAACGUUACUUACAUAUGGUGCUAAGAGUCUACAAUUUAUACGUCUCUCUCAGCUUGAAAACAUGUUUUGUUCUUGUCUUUGUAGAAUAAAAACACUCUUAAGCCUUAUGGACAAGUGUAAGACUUCUAUCUUGAAUGUCUUUGGUAUUUCUUUUGGCACUGAAAUAAUAUUUGGAUAAAAAUAUUUGAAUGUACCGUUGUCUGGAUGCGCAUGUGCUUAUGCUGAGCUGAGCGCUCCCACGUGGAUGUGAGGCUUCAUUCCAAAGCAGCUCAUCAUUUAGGAGGUUUUAAACCCCGCAAUGUCCAAAGCCUAGAGAAGUUUCAUCUCUGAGGAUCAGAGACUGUUGCUCGGGGAAUUACUGAGGGGACCCGGGCAUCUGAUCUGCACUCAUGUAGUGUAGAAUUCAGACAGCUACAUAGCAUUACCAUUCCCGGGACCAGGUUAUAGAAAUAAUAGCACUCCUGAGUUAUAGAAAUCAUGGAAUAGUCACUUGAUGUUGAUCAUCACUCUGAUUUUUUUUUUUUUAAGUGAAUGUAAGCAAAUCCAAACUUCAGUGAUAAUUCCUUAUUUUUUAUAAUAGUGUCACCGUAGGCUUUAAUUAAAUAGCAGACUCUUCUGGGACCCCGAAAUUGUGACAUAAUUAACCACAUUUGACUUUCAAGCAGUCGUUUGUGAGUACAAGUAUUCUAUAGGCCAUCCAGCCAGGAGAAGGGCGGGUAGUGAAUGUAACUCGCUUCAUGGGUGACCACUUAACGAGGAUGCUGGCGAGAGAGCCAGACAGGCCUGGGCCCGGUCCCGUUCAGAGAAGUUUACUUGACGAUCACUUUUGUGUUGAAAUAGAUGUACGUUUUUGAAUUUAGAAUCUGGUAUCAACCCAGAAAGUUCAGUGGCAAAACCAUCUCUGUCUAACGAAGCCACCCCGUUUAUGCAACGACGUGGCCUGGCGUCUUCUGCGUUCUCGCUUAUUAGUUAAUACAGUACUUUGUAAACGGGGGGGCCAGUUUUGCUAACCACCCUCUACGCAGGAUCACUAUAUGUGUAUGACAAAGUCUGAGUGUGAUUUCCUGCACCAACUAGGUGGUGGCCUCUGCUGAGACAUUGCAGACAGGUAAAUGAAUGAAUGAUGCUACCAGCAACCAUCUGCCCGGGGAGGCUCACAUGCAUUCACAAGGUUAUACUGUGAAACCUCCUCACGUCUGUGACCCCAGUAACAAUGUUAGUGUCUCUGGGAGACAGAGUGUACCUGGCAUCCAAGUCAUUUUGUUCCCUUUUGGGUCCCCUAUCCCAAUGAACUGCAAAACAUUUUACAUUUUUUACUACUGUAAAACUUGGAAAAUAAACGGAAAUCCUAAAUUGUA